GUUUCAGCUAUGAACUUUACUAAUAUCACGUCUUUCGAUGGGAACGAAACGGAGGUUUUUGACACUUCGUGGAGUUUAUCCACCCCGAGCCAAUCAACUGAAGAAGCAUUCACUACGGGUCCGCAUAACUAUUACAAUCAUCAUGACCAGAUUGAUUACGUAGCUUUUAUUAAAUUUAUUAACACAAGUAGCAUAUUCGCUUACCCUGGGGUUCUCAACACUGACAUUUUUAAUUUUAUUCGACUUGGUUUAACUAUUUUGGGGAUUAUAUGCAACAUUUCGGUUCUGGUCGCAAAUCUAGUCAAUGGACGAAACAAACAUGGCAUUCUCAAAAUCCGUCUUCUGGUGCUUUUUCUCAUCCUUGUAAUGACAAUCACUUGUAUUUUGAUGACAGUGAUAUUUGUAUUUGACUGCCUAACGAAUAUAUACGUCGAUCUGCAAACCCUCUUGAGCGAGCCUGAAUAUCACGAUGAAAUGUCGUUUUUGUGGAGAAACCUUGCCGAUUUUCUGCUACAGCCAAUGUUCGAUCUACAGUCCAUUAUGAUGAUGUACAUUGCGCUUGAUAGAUAUGCCAGUCUAUAUGUGGGUUACUGGCCAUUCGCCGAGAAUCGAAAACGUCUAGCCUACUUUCUAAUUGCUCCACUGGUUUUCGCCUUCAUAUUGAUGAGUUCUGGGAUUCAUUAUUUGAUACUACCAUUCGAAAGUUUUAUUUAUGCCAGACUUGCACUUUUGCUACUUCCAUCUGCAAUCUCAUUUCUUCUUCUUUCAGUUUGUCUUGUGAUCAAGAAAGAAAGACUGAAUUAUGACCCUGGGUUUAGCAUUUCUCUCUCGAAAGCCUUGGUUCGUGUACUCUACGUCGUUGUCAUCAUUGAUUUCCUCAGUAGGCUCUUUCUGUUCUUCCGUCUCGCUGAGGACAACAUCGACUUUGUUGUUCUAACCGGAUCGGAGAACGGGGACUUUGUCCUUCACACGUUUCUCAAUGUUGGCUUACAAGUUUCCAUCUGCGUCUACUACUUAUCGCCCGUGUAUAUUCCAAUUGCCCUGUCUCUCUUCGUCAAACAUUUCAGGGAUUCGAUAUGCUGCUGUCAACGGCUCAACAAGGUGCACAUCAUAUAAUUUUUGUUUUUUUUUUGUUCGGAUUUUUUUCUGAAAUUGACAAAUAGCAAACAUCUUUGUAGUCUUAAAUAAUAAACUGGUUUUUUGGUUUG
Molecule: messenger RNA, 1208 nt
Organism: Caenorhabditis elegans
Lineage: Eukaryota; Metazoa; Nematoda; Chromadorea; Rhabditida; Rhabditidae
Gene: ZK470.14
Product: G_PROTEIN_RECEP_F1_2 domain-containing protein
Exons: 9
Coding region: 10-1116 (368 amino acids)
Source: RefSeq, marked reviewed